Messenger RNA from Alternaria burnsii, 1515 nucleotides. RefSeq lists its product as uncharacterized. NCBI's taxonomy places the organism in Eukaryota, Fungi, Ascomycota, Dothideomycetes, Pleosporales, Pleosporaceae. The record is from RefSeq and is a predicted model, not a curated record. The transcript is spliced from 2 exons. Bases 1 to 1515 code for a protein of 504 amino acids.
AUGGCUCCGCCGAUAAAAUACGGCCGAUCUAGUUCCAAUUCCAACCACUCCAACCUUUCCAACAACGGAAGCAAACACCCUGCAGGUUUUCAAUCUGCUUUCGAACCCGUCUCUCAAAUCGCUGCAGCGCCAAAACCUGCCAAGAGGAAGAAGUCCGAUGUGACCAAAGAUGCCUACAUACCACCGAGUUCUUCACCUCCGCCAGACACCCAGACAAAACGCAAGCCAAUCAGCAAUACAGAGAUGCGAGCUCUCGGUAUACCGACUCGGGAAAGCAUGAGGAAACACGCUCCAAUUACACUUCCCCUCGAUGACGAUGCAACCGAGGCAGCAAAAGCGGAAGUGCGUCCAUAUAACACAGAAUAUCGCAACAUGUUGAACAAUUACGGAUACGCCUCGGUGAUUGACCUAGCUUACAAGGAUGCACGGGAUGAGAACCAUCCCUUCAUGAGCCCAACAAAGACACUGAGCCAACUAAAGAUCUGGAGAAGAUAUGGAUUGCUACUACUGGCAAGCUCAGAACUGGAUGUGUUAAAGUGUCUGUAUGCCGAGGGAAUCGCCCCAAACAUAAACACGAACGACUCACUACGACGCCUGUACACAUCACCUGGGGGUGACAUGGACACCGAGUGGGUACAGAGGUAUAACCAGGCAUUUGCGCCGUGCAUAUAUGUCCGCGAAUUAGUUAACAAAGACCAAACGUCACCAACGCAUGCCGAGGCCAGACGUGCCAUACAACUACUACGGGAAUACGUGAGCGGCGACGAUGAAUUUGCAGGACAAAAUGCAGAGAUCGACCGGCUGUGUUGGCAGAGUGACAGCGCGGAAGAUGACAUCAAACAAGGUUACCACUUUUUCCUCGAAGGCCGUUGGCAACGUGCAGCCAAGAUCAUAACGUUCUGCACUGCUUUGGAUGCAUUGUUGUCUGAUGCUGGAGGAAUAAUGGACGACUUACCAUUACCUUGGAAACUCAAAUAUGUCGGCUAUGCGAAAAGUGCCAGCCAUCGAAUCUCGAGCUACAACGGAGACCGCAGUCAGAGUUGGUUCUCUGGACUACUGCGCAAUAUCUUCCAGUAUCUCUACCCAGACCAAGGCUUUCAAUUGGUGACACAUGUAGUCGCCUUCUGUGUCUGCUACGAGGAGUGUCAGAUUGGGGAAGAGCUGCUCUCACGAAGCGCUCAGGCAUACUACAACACUGGAACAGGAAUGGGUGUUACACCUGCUGGGUGCAAUGUCAGCUCGGCUAACACAGAAGACAUGAGCGCGAAGGAUGCAAAGAGGUUGUGGGCUCUCGCUAUGGGAUUUCGAUUGCGCGGCGAAUUCGAUCGCAACAUGGCCCGCGAUAUGGAAGACCUGCCAGUAUACGAAGAAUAUCAAAAGCCGCAAACGCCGCCGUACGAUACCUUGUACGCAAGACGCCGACCAACUCGCAGAGGCAAUUCGAAAAAAGAAAGAAGAGAUCAAGACACUGCGUUCUCUCAUCGCCCAUAUCGAAGAAACCACGAUACCCCUUGA